Molecule: messenger RNA, 4432 nt
Organism: Anoplopoma fimbria (sablefish)
Lineage: Eukaryota; Metazoa; Chordata; Actinopteri; Perciformes; Anoplopomatidae
Product: NACHT, LRR and PYD domains-containing protein 12-like
Exons: 11
Coding region: 108-3515 (1135 amino acids)
Molecular function (GO): protein binding
Source: RefSeq, a predicted model, not a curated record
CCGAGGAGUUUGAAGAAUUCAAGUGGUUUUUGCAGCACCUCGAAGGCUUCCCAGUGAUCCCAAAGUGUCAACUGGAGAAUGCGGACCGGAAGGGCACAGUGGAUCAGAUGGUCCAGAAAUACAGCAUAAACACUGUAAAAGUGAUCCGGACAGUUUUAAAGGAGAUGUAUAAGAAUGAUCUGGUGGAGAAUUUAUCAAAAAACGUGUCAGAACCUGAAGAGAUUCUUACUAAGUGCCAACAAAAACUCAAAUCCAACUUUCAAAAGAAGUAUCGGUAUUUUUGUGAACAAAUCACAAAAGCUGGAAAUUCAAAACUUCUGAAUCAGAUCUACACAGAGAUCUACAUCAUACCGGGGGAGACUGGAGAUGUCAACAGGGAACAUGAGUUCAGACAGAUCGAAACGGCAUCCAGGAAACCAGACAGACCGGAAACACCCAUCACAUACGUAGACAUCUUCAAAGCCUCACCUGGGAACGACAAACCAAUCAGAACGGUGAUGACAAAGGGAGUGGCUGGCAUUGGGAAAACAGUCCUAACACAGAAGUUCACUCUGGACUGGGCUGAAGACAAAGCCAACCAGGAAAUACAGUUCACAUUUCCAUUCACCUUCAGAGAGCUGAAUGUGCUGAAAGAGAAAAAGUACAGCUUGGUGGAACUUGUUCAUCACUUCUUCUCUGAAACCAAAGAAGCAGGAAUCUGCAGGUUUGAGUUCCCGGUUGUGUUCAUCUUUGACGGUCUGGAUGAGUGUCGACUUCCUCUGGACUUCCACAAGAAUGAGAUCCUGACUGAUGUUACAGAGUCCACCUCAGUGGAUGUGCUGCUGACAAACCUCAUCAGGGGGAAACUGCUUCCCUCUGCUCGCCUCUGGAUAACCACACGACAUGCAGCAGCCAAUCAGAUCCCUCCUGAGUGUGUUGGCAUGGUGACAGAGGUCAGAGGGUUCACUGAUCCACAGAAGGAGGAGUACUUCAGGAAGAGAUUCAGCGAUGAGGAGCAGGCCAGCAGGAUCAUCUCCCACAUCAAGGCCUCACGGACCCUCCACAUCAUGUGCCACAUCCCACUCUUCUGCUGGAUCACUGCUACAGUCCUGAAGGAUGUGAUGAAGCCCAGAGAGGGAGGAGAGCUGCCCAAGACCCUGACGGAGAUGUACAUCCACUUCCUGGUGGUUCAGUCCAAACUGAAGAACGUCAAAUAUGAAGGAAAAUAUGAGAGGGAUGGACACUGGAUACCAGAGAGCAUUGAGAUGAUUAUGUCUCUGGGAAAACUGGCUUUUGAUCAGCUGCAGAAAGAGAACCUGAUCUUCUAUGAAUCCGACGUGACAGAGUGUGGCAUCGAUAUCAGAGCAGCCUCGGUCUGCUCAGGAGUGUUCACACAGAUCUUUAGAGAGGAGAGUGGACUGUACCAGGACAACGUGUUCUGCUUCGUCCAUCUGAGUGUUCAGGAGUUUCUGGCUGCUCUUCAUGUCCAUCUGACCUUCAUCAACUCCGGUGUCAAUCUGAUGGCAGACACAUUGUCGACCUCCCGGUUGACCUCCUGGUUAACCUCCUGGUUGAUAUCCUGGUUGUUUCAAGUCUUCAGAGGCAAACCUAAACUAACCCAUCUCUACCAGAGUGCUGUGGACAAGGCCUUACAGAGUCCAAAUGGACACCUGGACUUUCUCCUCCGCUUCCUCCUGGGUCUUUCACUGAAGACCAAUCAGAGUCUCCUACAAGGUCUGCUGAAAGAGACAGAAAGUAGCUCAGAAACCAACCAGUACAUCAAGAAGAAGAUCAGUGAGAAUGUGUUUCCAGAGAAAAGCAUCAAUCUGUUCCACUGUCUGAAUGAACUGAAUGAUGGUUCUCUAGUGGAGGAGAUCCAACAGUCCUUGAGAUCAGGACGUCUCUCCACAGAUGAACUGUCUCCUGCUCAGUGGUCAGCUCUGGUCUUCAUCUUACUGACAUCAGAAAAAGAUCUGGACGUGUUUGACUUGAAGAAAUACUCAGCUUCAGAGGAGGCUCUUCUGAAGCUGCUGCCAGUGGUCAAAGCCUCCAACAAAGCUCUACUAACUGACUGUAAGCUGUCACAAAGAAGCUGUGAAGAUCUGUCCUCCAUCCUCAGCUCCCAGUCCUCUAGACUGAGAGAGCUGGACCUGAGUAACAACGACCUGCAGGAUUCAGGACUGAAGCCGCUCUCUGCUGGACUGGGGAGUCCACAAUGUAAUCUGGAAACUCUCAGACUGAGUAGCUGUAACCUCUCAGAGAGAAGCUGUGGAUAUCUGUCCUCAGUCCUCAGCUCCCAGUCCUCUAGACUGAGAGAGCUGGACCUGAGUAACAACAACCUGCAGGAUUCAGGAGUGAAGCUGCUCUCUGCUGGACUGGAGAGGCAACACUGUAGACUGGAAACCCUCAGACUCUCAGGUUGUCUGAUCAAAAAAGAAGGCUGUUCUUCCUUGGCCUCUGCUCUGACCUCCAACCCCUCCCAUUUGAGAGAGCUGGACCUGAGUAACAACCGACUGGAAGAUUUAGGAGUUUUGUGGCUCUCUGCUGGACUGAGGACAUGUAGUACACUGGAAACUCUCAGACUGAGAGGCUGUAACCUCUCAGAGAGAAGCUGUGGAUAUCUGUCCUCAGUCCUCAGCUGUCAGUCCUCCAGUCUUAUCGAGCUGGAUCUGAGUAACAACGACCUGCAGGAUUCAGGAGUGAAGCUGCUCUUUGCUGGACUGGACAGUCCACACUUUAAACUGGAAACUCUCAGACUGGAGAGCUGCAACAUGUCAUGGAGAGGCUGUGAAGCUCUGUCCUCAGUCCUCAGCUCCCAGUCCUCUAGACUGAGAGAGCUGGACCUGAGUAACAACGACCUGCAGGAUUCAGGAGUGAAGCUGCUCUCUGCUGGACUGGAGAGGGAAAACUGGAAACUGGAAACACUCAGACUGGAGAGCUGCAACAUGUCAUGGGGAGGCUGUGAAGCUCUGUCCUCAGUCCUCAGCUCCCAGUCCUCUAGACUGAGAGAGCUGGACCUGAGUGACAACGACCUGCAGGAUUCAGGAGUGAAGCUGCUCUCUGCUGUACUGGAGAGGCAACACUGUACAUUGGAAACCCUCAGACUCUCAGGUUCUCUGAUCACAAAGGAAGGCUGUUCUUCUCUGGCCUCAGCUCUGAGAUCCAACACCUCCCAUCUGAGAGAGCUGGACCUGAGCUACAAUCAUCCAGGAGACUCUGGGAGGAAGCUGACACAAUGGAGGCUGGACAUUGUCCGGCUGGACCACGGUGGCGAACAGAGACUGAAACCUGGUCUGAAGAAGUAUUCCUGUGACCUCACACUCGACAGCAACACAGCAAACAGAAACCUCAAGCUGUCUGACGACAACGGGAAGGUGACACGGAUUAAAGAUCCUCAUGAUCAAGAGAGGUUCAUAGAACAGUUUCUGUGUAGAUAUGGUCUGACUGUUCGCUGUAACCAGGAGGUUCAGGGGGAAGAGGUACUUUUUAAAGACGUGCCUCACAAAGAAAUCGAAACGCGACGAAUAGGUUUAUAAAACUGGUUUGGAAGGUAUGAGUCCUGGAGUCUGUCCUGCAGUUCUAGUGAUUACAGUGUUUUGUACAAACACAUCCCUCUCCCCUCCACCUCCUCCUCUGUCUCUAAGAGAGUAGCAGUGUAUGUGGACUGUCCUGCUGGCACUCUGUCCUUCUACGGCGUAUCCUCUAGGACACUGAUAGUUUAAAGAUUUUUUUUUAAACUUUAAACUAGACCAAUUUGCACUAACUACAUUAAUUAUUUCAAAGUCUUGGCGCCUUAUUUAAUAAUGUCCGUUAUGACUCCCUGAAACCUUGUUGUUAUUUUGAUUCUGAAUUGACUUUUGAUGAUCAGGUGACCAAAGUGUUGCAGUCCUGCUUUGCUCAAUUGAGAAAGCUAAGCAUUAUCAGGUUAUUCCUUUCAUCUACAUCUUCCUUCCACACCUGCACACCGAGAGAGAGUCAUUCAUGCGUUUAUCUCCUCCAGACUGGACUACUGCAAUGACCUUUAUUCUGGUAUCAGCAGGCGAAACAUUCAAACACUGCAGUUUUAGAAGACCUGUGAGUUUUAGAAUUGAUUUUAAGAUUUGACUGCUCGUUUUGAAAGCCUUGAACGGCCUGGCCGUUUUUUAAACAGAUUUAAUUUGUUGCACAUGCACAAUCUUGCUCCAUAUUGUUUUACCUGUUUGAUUGUUGUUCUUAUUUGCUUUUAUGUUUUUUAUUGUGAAGGACUUUGUAACUUGGUCUUAAGAAGUGCGAGGCUGUGGCUCACGAGGUAGAGCUCUUGUCCCGCAACCACAAGGUUGGUAGUUUGAAACUUGGUCUCUACAGUCAACAUGUCGAGGUGGCCUUGAGCGAGACUCUUAACCCCAAGUUGCUCCUCAGAGAUGGAUCAAAUGCAGAAGUGAAAUUUCAUGUAUCUAUGUAUGUACAUGACCAA